Messenger RNA from Rotaria sordida, 1854 nucleotides. The record is from the annotation of a GenBank genome assembly. NCBI's taxonomy places the organism in Eukaryota, Metazoa, Rotifera, Eurotatoria, Philodinida, Philodinidae.
GGAAUCCGAUAGAAUCCGAUGGAAUCCGAUGGAAUCCAAUGGAAUCCGAUGGAAUCCGAUGGAAUCCAUUGGAAUCCAAUGGAAUCCUUGGAAUCCGAAAGAAUCACAGGGAAUCUUUGGAAUCCAGAGGAAUUCAAGAUUCCAGGAUUCCGUUUUUUCCCCCUUGGGCUGCUCACAUAGUGCUAUAGGUCGAAAAACCAGUAAAAUGGUCAUAACUCCAUUACAAAGCAAUAAGGGGGUGAAUCAAGUUAGAGUAUUUCACUACUCACUAGGGUCUACAAGAUAAAAGUAGUCUGAAUCGAAAAGCUUUUUAUCACCUCGAGACGUUUCCUCGUCAGACCAACACUCAUAUCCACCCCCACAACUGAUAGCAAUCAAGAAUUUUCAUUAUGGUAAUAUUUUGAAAUGUUUAUUUAGCCAAUAAAUAAAAGUGGAACAUUUAUUGGAUUCGUUGAUAUUCGUCAUCUACACACAAGGUCGAGUGCACAUCAACUUCAUUAAGUUGUAUAAAUGUUAAUGAAGUGAAACAGUGCUAAUUGUGUACUGAAAUUAACAUUCUAACUAAAAACAGUAAUCGAUCAAACUCUUAAAAAUGAAUCGGUGCGCAUUUUAGUCUUGAAAGGUUUUUGUUAAUAAAUGAUAGUUUUCAAGCAGCUUGAGCAUCCACGAACGCAUCUUGCUCUUUCGGUUCAAUAAAUAAUUCAACUUCUUCGUCAUACCGUUGUUUCAAGCGUUAAAAUUGCCUAAUUUUAUUCAUCUCGUGAUCACUAUAAUAAUAAAUGACUUCAGUGAUUAUGGAUUUACAUCGUGUAGAAAUCUUUUUUGUAAAAGAAAUAUAGUUUUAAUAUUGCUAUUCUGAGUUGGACCAGGCUAGGCAGGCACUAUAAACUGGUUGGACGGUCCGAGCCGGACCAGGCCAUCAAAAAGUUGCCCGAUUUCAAGACCUGAUGGAUACUGAAACUAAAAUAAUUAUCUUUGUCUCUAUCUCAUUGAGCAUCCGACAAGAACCUCGUUAGUAACUAAACGGAUUGCAAUAUAACACUAAGAUGUUUUAAAUUUAUAGAUAAUAGUAGAGAAGAACAUUUAACUGUAACUAACACAAUUUUAGCUGAGUCCAAUUUUCAUUCAUAUUCUACGAAGACUGAGAAAAAAACCUAAUAUCUUAAAAAUAUUUUCUCUAGUUGUUAGAAGUCUCAGUCGUCACUCAGCACGAGCUGCUGGAAGUUCUUCUGCAAGUACAGGAACAUCUACUCCAAGUAAAAGAACUAUUGGAGGAAGAGAAAAAAAUGUUGACGAUAAACCUAGUUUAAAACAACAAUUUACAUUGACAAAUUCAUCAUCAACAUUAGAUAUGCAAGAAGAAUCAUUAUCUGAUUUGUCAACUCGUGAAUUAAAUGUAAACGAAAUAGUAGCUAUAACGAAUAUUCAAAAAAGUAUUCGAGGUUUUUUACAACGUCGUAUUACGUUUGCUCGUACAUCUGGUACAGAAAAAAAUUUAUUUAUUCAACAAAUAUUACAAUCGAACAUGUCUUUACUUAAAGCUGAUCAAAAUAAAUCAGCUUUACUUCUUUUUAAAAAUUUCAUAUCAAUCAAACCAGAAUUAAGUCAAUGUUUUACAUUUGAUAAUGAUAAUUGGAAUAUGAUCACAUAUCGAGAUUAUAAUGGAAUAUAUCAAGAACAACCAGCUAAUAAUUGGUUUGUUUUAUUUCGGUACAGAAAAAUCCGUUCAUUUGUUUUAUUUUAAAAUUAAAAAAAAACAUAAUAAUGUGAUGUUUUAGAGAAAUUUUUUAUAUUAAUGAAGAAAGUAUAAUCGCUGCUAAAUUUCUUUCACAUUUAUCAAAUACACUUUUACAU